Messenger RNA from Pieris brassicae (large cabbage white), 1008 nucleotides. RefSeq names its product protein tipE (gene Teh1). Gene Ontology annotation, molecular function: sodium channel regulator activity. The transcript has a single exon. Gene Ontology annotation, biological process: regulation of sodium ion transport. Bases 203 to 883 code for a protein of 226 amino acids. The record is from RefSeq and is a predicted model, not a curated record. NCBI's taxonomy places the organism in Eukaryota, Metazoa, Arthropoda, Insecta, Lepidoptera, Pieridae.
UAAAUAUUAACAUAUUAUGUUAUAGAUAUUAAUAUGUAUUUAUAAUGUAUGUACUGUAUAAUUUGAAAGUCUAACACAUAUUUCAAUUGCUAUGUAAAUAUGUAGAGCCAUCUGCGCACGCUUGAAAUUGGCGCAUGGCAAAUAAUUCAGUGCAUUUAGGACAAGGUUUCUAAAUCAGCAUGGGUUGACGCAGUGCUCGAAAAUGCGCGGUGGAAGUUCAGAAAGGCUGGUCGUGCGAGCCUCUAGGCGAAGAGGCGAAACGCGUGCUAAACUAACGAGAUAUAUAACGAUAUCUUUGGCAGCUGUUCUCGGCGGUGGCAGCUCAGCUCUUCUUUUUCUGGUGCCACUUUACGCGGAUCCUGCCUUAAGUGCCCUGGCUGCAGAUUUCGAUCCGGUACCGGCAGAGUGCGUCACUGAACGAAGAGAUGACAGACUUGGCCUUGAUAAUUGCACCUGGGCAUCUUGUCGAGAAGGGUGCACCAGCGAUGCCUAUAAAUGCAUCCAGUUACAUGUAAAAUAUAAAGCGUAUGUUGAGGAUUGGCGCCCCGCAGUUCUAUAUGUCAAUAUCAAAGGAUGCGGAUACCCACCAACUGUGAAUUGCGAAAAUUUCACGUUGAACUACGGAUAUGUGGGUGCAAGAUACCCAUGCUUUUGGUCUCGGGCGGAUACAACAGUAGUAGUGCCAACAUGGUCAAGGGGAGAGCAGGUUGCGACGGUAACACGUACCCUGGCAUUACCUUUGUUUCUUUCUGGAUGUGCUGGUAUUGGUUUGUGCGCAUUACAUUGUGAAUGUAGACCACGGCGACGCCGACGGCCGCCUAGACGUCCCCCGCGCCUGCCGACUUUAUCAAUAGAUGAUACAACAGUUUAUAGGCUUGCUUAAGCCACAGUGGAAUUGCAUUUUAAUAGGUUUCAGUGGCGACUUUCUUGAAUCGCACAUUAUUGAACCUCAUGUCUUCAAGCACAUAUAGAAUUGAUUUUACGUGUGAAGUAUACCUAAUUGUGUUU